This is a messenger RNA of Catharus ustulatus (Swainson's thrush), 4968 nucleotides long. RefSeq names its product ADAM metallopeptidase with thrombospondin type 1 motif 3 (gene ADAMTS3). The record is from RefSeq and is a predicted model, not a curated record. Gene Ontology annotation, molecular function: metalloendopeptidase activity. Gene Ontology annotation, cellular component: extracellular matrix. Gene Ontology annotation, biological process: proteolysis; extracellular matrix organization. Bases 22 to 3597 code for a protein of 1191 amino acids. The transcript is spliced from 22 exons. Lineage: Eukaryota; Metazoa; Chordata; Aves; Passeriformes; Turdidae.
GGCGCGGGCGGCCGGCUCGGGAUGGUGCUCCUGCCCCUCUGGCUAGUGGCAGCCGCGCUCCUGGGGGCCCGCGCUGCGCCCGGCCGGCAGACUGGUAAAGAACAGCAGAUCCAAAUAGGCCUGCGAAGCAGCAGCCCGAGGCCGUACGGGUUGGUGAUCCCCAUCAGCACCAGCGCAGAUGGAAGCUUCGUGUCCCACGUGCUGUCGGCGCGGCACCAGCGGCGCUGGGCGCGGGAGGCGCCGCACGGCCCCCGCCAGCUGUUCUUCAACGUCACCGCCUUCGGCAGGGAGCUGCAGCUGCGCCUCACGCCCAACACCCGCCUGGUGGCUCCCGGCGCCGUGGUGGAGUGGUACGAAGACUCUGCCGACACCGGCGGGGCCAACUCCAGCCACGGCACGGAGCGCCUGUGGAAGAGAGAGCCCCUGUGGACCAACUGUGCCUACGUGGGGGACAUCACCGACAUCCCCGGGGCUGCCGUGGCCAUCAGCAACUGCGACGGGCUGGCUGGAAUGAUAAGAACUGAUGAGGAUGAAUACUUCAUUGAGCCUUUGGAGAGAGGGAAGCAGAUGGAAGAGGAGAAGGGAAGGAUCCACAUGGUGUACAGGCGGUCGGCGGUGGCGCAGCGUCCCCCCGCCGAGCUCCCCGAUGUCCACACUGAAGAGUCCCUCCUGGCUGGCCUCGGAGCGCUGCGUUCCCUGCACGGCCGCAUCGAGCAGCAGCUCAACGAGACCCUGCGGCGCCGCCGCCACGCCGGAGACAACGACCACAACAUCGAGGUGCUGCUGGGGGUGGACGACUCUGUGGUCCGGUUCCACGGCAAAGAGCACGUCCAGAACUACCUCCUGACCCUCAUGAACAUCGUGAACGAAAUCUACCACGACGAGUCCCUGGGUGUCCACAUCAACGUCGUGCUGGUCCGAAUGAUCAUGUUGGGGUACGCGAAGUCCAUCAGCCUGAUCGAACGGGGGAACCCCUCGCGCAGCCUGGAGAACGUGUGCCGCUGGGCCUAUCAGCAGCAGAAGUCGGACCCCAGCCACGCCGAGCACCACGACCAUGCCAUCUUCUUAACCAGGCAAGAUUUUGGGCCCGCUGGUAUGCAAGGAUAUGCUCCUGUGACAGGCAUGUGCCACCCGGUCCGGAGCUGCACCCUCAACCAUGAGGAUGGGUUUUCAUCAGCCUUUGUUGUUGCUCAUGAGACUGGGCACGUGCUGGGCAUGGAGCACGAUGGGCAAGGGAACAGGUGUGGGGACGAGACGGCGAUGGGCAGUGUCAUGGCCCCCCUGGUGCAGGCCGCCUUCCACCGCUACCACUGGUCCCGCUGCAGCGGCCAGGAGCUCAGGAGAUACAUCCACUCUUAUGACUGUCUCCUGGACGACCCUUUUGAGCACGACUGGCCCAAGCUUCCUGAGCUGCCUGGCAUCAACUAUUCCAUGGACGAGCAGUGCCGUUUCGACUUCGGCGUGGGCUACAGGAUGUGCACAGCUUUCCGAACCUUUGACCCAUGCAAGCAGCUGUGGUGCAGCCAUCCUGAUAACCCCUACUUCUGCAAGACCAAGAAAGGGCCUCCCUUGGAUGGCACGGAGUGUGCCCCAGGAAAAUGGUGCUACAAGGGUCACUGCAUGUGGAAGAACACGAACCAGUUGAAGCAGGAUGGGCACUGGGGACCCUGGACCAAGUUUGGCUCCUGCUCACGGACCUGCGGAACUGGAGUUCGGUUCCGCACGCGCCAGUGCAACAACCCAAUGCCCAUCAAUGGAGGCGACGACUGCGCCGGGGUCAAUUUUGAGUUCCAGCUGUGCAGCACCGAGGAGUGUCCCAAGCACUUUGAGGACUUCAGGGCUCAGCAGUGCCAGCAGCGCAAUUCCCACUUCGAGUUCCGGGGCAGCCGCCACCACUGGCUGCCCUACGAGCACCCCGACCCUCCCAAGAGAUGUCACCUGUACUGCCAGUCCAGAGAAACGGGGGAUGUGGCUCACAUGAAGCAGCCGGUGCACGACGGGACUCGCUGCUCCUACAGGGAUCCCUACAGCGUCUGUGUCCGUGGGGAAUGCGUGAAAGUGGGCUGUGACAAGGAAAUUGGCUCCAGCAAGGCUGAGGACCAGUGCGGGGUCUGCGGCGGGGACGAUUCCCACUGCCGGACCGUGAAGGGGACCUACACCCGCACUCCCAAAAAGCUUGGGUACCUCAAGAUGUUCGACAUCCCUCCUGGGGCUCGACAUGUGUUUAUCCAAGAGGAUGAGGCCUCUCCUCACUUUCUUGCAAUCAAGAACCAGGCUACAGGACACUACAUCCUGAAUGGCAAAGGGGAGGAGGCCAGAUCCCGAUCCUUCAUCGAUCUGGGCGUGCAGUGGGAGUACAGCAUCGAGGACAACACGGAAACGCUGCACACGGACGGGCCCCUGCACGAUGCCGUGGUGGUGCUGAUCAUUCCUCGGGACAAUGACACCAGGUCCAGCCUGACUUACAGGUACAUCAUCCACGAGGAUUCGGUGCCGACCAUCCACAGCAACAACGUGCUGCGGGAGGACACGGACACCUUCGAGUGGGCCUUGAAGAGCUGGUCCCAGUGCUCCAAGCCUUGUGGUGGAGGGUUCCAGUACACCAAGUAUGGGUGCCGCAGGAAGAGCGACAACAAGAUGGUUCAUCGAAGCUUCUGCGAAGGCAGCAAAAAGCCAAAGCCCAUCCGUAGGAUGUGCAACCUGCAGGAGUGCACAGAGCCCCUCUGGGCAGCAGAUGAGUGGGAGCACUGCACCAAAACGUGUGGGAAUUCAGGCUACCAGCUCCGCACGGUGCGCUGCAUCCAGCCCCUCCCGGACGGCACCAACCGCUCCGUGCAGGCCAAGCUGUGCAGCGGGGAUCGGCCCGAGAGCCGGCGCUCCUGCAACCGGGCACCGUGCCCCGCGCCGUGGAAAGCCGGGCCCUGGUCACAGUGCUCCGUGAGCUGCGGGGAGGGCACGGAGAGCCGGCAGGUGCUGUGCCGCGCCGGGGACCGCUGCGAGGGGGAGCGGCCAGAAUCCGUGAGGCCUUGUAAACUGCCUGCCUGUGACGAUGAGCCCUGCCUGGGAGACAAAUCCAUCUUCUGCCAGAUGGAAGUGCUGGCCCGGUACUGCUCCAUCCCUGGCUACCACAAACUGUGCUGCGAGUCCUGCAGCCGGCGAAGCAGCAGCAGCUUCCCUGCAGCCGGAGGGGCUGGCACUGAGGGGGAUGCAGCGCUGGAUCCGGGCAGCCUGCCCAGGGCUCCCACGGUGCCCACGCCUGCGCUGCCUGCCCAGGCUCAGCUCCUGCCCGGGAGCAGCUCUCCAAGCCGGCUGCCUCUGGAAGCACAGCAGGCUGAGCAGCACCUCCCACCGUCCAGCCCCGAGCCCAGAGGUGCCAGCAUUCCGCACUGGAGAGCUCCUCUGGCUGGGAAGACUUCACGGCUGUUGGCUUUCCUGCACCAGGCCCCUGCCAACAGCAGUGCCCCAGCGCUGGCUCUGCCGCUGGUGCCAGCACAGAACAUGGCAGCAGGGGCUCCCGCGCCAGCCAGGACCUCUGGGAAGGGCGAGGAGCGCCUUGGGAAGCGAUGGCCUCCGAGGGCUGCCCCUGUGGAACGAUGAGCGGGAAGGCUUGUGCGGGACAGCCAUGGAAAAGGGGGCUGUUUGGCACGGCUCCCUGGCCUCUGGACAGUGCGGAGCGCACUGCAUGCCCCGGGCAGGGCCCUGCAGGGCACAGCUCGUCCCCUGUAAAUACAAAGGACAAGAAGUGCUGGUUCACUUUCUGGUGCUCCCGGCCUCCUCCUGCCCCUCAUCCCUGCCCGGCUGGGACACGCAGAGGAAAUACUGAAGGAACCUUCCUGGCAGUGAGCGGGAGUCGCCGAGGGCUCCGUCCAGCUCUGGGCCCAAACGUCAGCCCUAACCUCAGCACCCCCUGUGGUUUUGGGCUCUAAACACCCCUACGGUAGGAAACAGCUCACUGCAGGCAGCACCAGGCAUGGACCCUCGAUGGAACUCUUGCCACAGACCUCGUGUCUCCCUGCAAACAGACAUUGCACAAGCACCAAUGCAGCUGCUGGGUCAAUGCAGGAAAUCAGCGUUAUUGUAAGAGUUGUGCUGUCCCACAGCUGUUCACCUGUAUUGUUCCAUCAGGUCCUGCCCUGUGAGCAUUCCAAGGGCUGGUGUUUAAAGCAGCAUUAGCAUAAAAUGUGGACUUUCAUUUGCAUAGGAAUUUCAUUGCUGGCACUAGGAAAGGGUUGGGGGUGUUUUGGGUGUCACCAAGGGGAUGCUCUGUGCAGACCCUGUAGGUCCCUCAAGUGCUGUCCUGGUCCCAGUCCAAGCAGGUUCUGCUCCCUGUGUCCCAGAGACACAACAGGCACCAACAACGCUCCAAACAGGAUGUUUUCCCAACGGGAAGCGUGGAUUUCAAGGUGUGAGAGAUAUUUAUAUUUGCAGUGUGGAUCAACCCUCCCUGCCCACGGUGCACCCGACUGCAAUAAUUAAUUUAUGUCCAUCCCCCUUGUCCCAGCCCCGCCGGCACGUCGCUGUAAAAGACUUGUGUAUAGGAGUGAAACUGCAGUAUUUAUUAAAAGUGGGGUUCUUGACUUUAUUUUAUGUACCAAAUACUUCCUUUUGCCAAGAUCAAAUCAGGAGAUGGAAUCAGAUGCCGUGUCAUACAGAUAGAAUGGAGAUGGAAGCUGCUCGACUGCUGUAGAGGAAUUGUUGAUCUUGUUCUGUGAGGAGGGUUUUUAUCAUGGCUCUCUCUCAGUUCUCAGGAGCACGAGGGAAUAAAACAAACCUUGGACCUCCAUCCACAGGGGCACGUGGGAAUAAAACAAACCUUGGACCUCCCAGGCUUUCCCUGCUUUCACUCACGUGGCAGCGCCUGGUCUGGCAUUUUAAGUUCCCUCUUUUUCACCCAUUUCCAUCCCAGGCAGAGCCUUCCCCGAAUGGAAAUAAAGAUGAAAUAUGUAAACGGGAUUUUUAAAACCAGAA